This is a messenger RNA of Bicyclus anynana (squinting bush brown), 1982 nucleotides long. It is a transcript of the gene DLDH, whose product is annotated as dihydrolipoyl dehydrogenase. The record is from RefSeq and is a predicted model, not a curated record. The coding region runs from base 119 to 1606 and encodes 495 amino acids. The transcript is spliced from 12 exons. Gene Ontology annotation, molecular function: dihydrolipoyl dehydrogenase (NADH) activity; flavin adenine dinucleotide binding. Lineage: Eukaryota; Metazoa; Arthropoda; Insecta; Lepidoptera; Nymphalidae. Gene Ontology annotation, cellular component: oxoglutarate dehydrogenase complex; mitochondrion.
CACAAGUGACAUCUCAACAACUGUCAAGUCCGCCGAUCGCCAGGGCUCCGAAAUUCACAUAUUUUCUUAAUUUUUCAAUCUCCAACCCUACGAAUUACCCCAUAAAUCGAUUACAAAUAUGGGUUAUAAGUUCUUAAAGCUAGCUUCAUCUCCAUUUAGGAGUGGCAACAUAAGAAUUGGGAUCAGACAGUAUGCCACAACACAUGAUGCAGACCUGGUUGUCAUUGGUUCGGGCCCUGGCGGAUAUGUUGCUGCCAUUAAAGCUGCCCAACUGGGCUUGAAGACAAUUUCAGUUGAAAAAGAUCCUUCUUUGGGAGGAACAUGUUUGAAUGUCGGCUGCAUACCCUCAAAGGCUUUACUGCACAACUCUCAUAUGUACCACAUGGCUCAACAUGACUUCAAGCACCGAGGGAUUGAAGUGGGAAAUGUUACACUGAACUUUGAUGCUAUGAUGGCCUACAAGGUCAAUGCAGUUAAAGCUUUGACAGGAGGUAUUGCGAUGCUUUUUAAUAAAAAUAAGGUGCAGCUAGUCAGAGGGGUUGGUACUAUUGCAGCACCAAAUAAAGUCGAAGUGAAAGGUGAAAAGGGAGUUGAAACUAUUAAUACUAAGAACAUCUUGAUAGCUACUGGAUCAGAAGUGACUCCUUUCCCUGGUGUUACUUUUGAUGAGCAGCAAAUCGUCACAUCCACAGGAGCUCUGUCCCUGAGUAAAGUGCCCAAGAAGAUGUUGGUUAUCGGCGCUGGUGUCAUUGGCCUCGAACUGGGCUCAGUUUACCAGAGGCUUGGUGCCGAUGUCAUCGCUAUUGAAUUCCUUGAAAGCAUUGGAGGUGUUGGUAUUGAUGGUGAGGUCUCAAAGACUCUACAGAAGAUCAUGACUAAACAGGGCAUGAAGUUCAAACUGGGAACUAAAGUUACAGCAGUCAAGAAAGAGGGUAGUACUGUUAAAGUCAGUGUUGAAGCCGCCAAGGGAGGCAAUCCUGAGACUCUGGAAUGCGACGUGGUGCUGAUCUCCGUGGGCAGGCGGCCCUACACCAAGGACCUGGGGCUGGACAAAGUAGGCAUCGCCCUGGACGACAGAGGCCGCGUGCCUGUCAACAAUAAGUUCCAGACCACGAUCCCUGGAAUAUAUGCGAUCGGUGACGUCAUCCACGGGCCCAUGUUAGCCCACAAGGCAGAAGAUGAGGGUAUCGUUUGCGUUGAAGGUAUAAAGGGUAUGCCUGUGCAUUUCAACUACGACGCCAUUCCGUCCGUCAUCUACACGUCACCAGAAGUGGGCUGGGUCGGCAAAACGGAGGAGGAUCUCAAGAAAGAGGGUAGAGCAUACAAGGUGGGCAAAUUCCCGUUCCUGGCGAACUCGCGCGCGAAGACCAACGGCGAGCCCGACGGGUUCGUCAAGGUGCUCGCCGACAAGACCACCGACGUCAUCCUCGGCACACACAUCAUCGGCCCCGGCGGCGGCGAGCUGAUCAACGAAGCCGUGCUCGCGCAAGAGUACGGUGCGUCGGCGGAGGACGUCGCCAGAGUGUGCCAUGCGCAUCCCACAUGCGCCGAAGCAUUAAGAGAAGCUAACUUGGCCGCCUAUAUUGGAAAACCAAUCAAUUUCUAAGAAACUAAGAAUUUAUUUUAAUAAUGUGAUUGUACAAAAUAAUGUAUGCGUCUCAUCAGUCACAUAAGUCACCAUUAAGGAUCUUGUAUGAAUCUAUUGUGAACGAAUAAUAUUACCUAAUAUUUAAUAAAAUAACUCAAUAUUAUGUCCUUUUCUAUCAGAGCACCUGGUUAUCACUAUUUACUAUGCAAAUUGCAAACUGUCCCCGUUUCGAUUGGACUUUUUCAAUUAAUACUUGUUGAUUUUCAUUCCAUCUGCCCUGGAACUUAAUUAAAAUACUGUCGUGCAUUUACUUGAUGUAAAUGUUGUGAAUAUUUUGUGUAUUUAUUUUUUUGUAAAUAGUUUAUUAAAAUACAUACCUUUUACGUUACGUUUA